AUGUUUUCUCUCUCCUACCUUGCUUGCUACACCAUCAGGUGCUCUUCCACCGCAGAUGGCCAUGACCCAAAUAAGCAAAAACUGAAAACCCUCAACUUUAAUGGGGUGGCAAGUACUGUGCCCACAGCUAAGGUGGACCUCCUGAACAACAGAAAUAGAGUUGUCACCACUUCAUUUGUUCAUAAAGACAGCCUAGUACACGAGACUCCGGUCAACUCAGUUAAUCAUGUUUCUGAAAAUGGAUACGUCACCAAAGAGAAGGUGAGGCAGAAUAUUCCGACAAAGAAGCAGCUCAUCGACCCGUUUCGUCAGGGACUGAUUGUUGAAGAGGGUGUUGGGUACAGACAGACACUGGUUGUUCGGUCCUAUGAAGUUGGUCCUGAUAAAACUGCAACAAUUGAGAGCAUACUUAACCUUCUUCAGGAAACAGCAUUGAAUCAUGUGUGGAUGUCUGGUCUUCUUGGAGAUGGAUUUGGUGCCACUCAUGGAAUGAUGAGAAACAAUCUCAUAUGGGUUGUCUCCAGAAUGCAGCUCCAGGUGGAUCAUUAUCCCAUCUGGGGAGAGAUAAUGGAAAUCGACACAUGGGUUGGAGCAUCAGGGAAGAAUGGAAUGAGGCGAGAUUGGCUACUCCGAAGCCAUGCCACAGGCUACGUAUUUGCCCGUGCAACCAGUACAUGGGUGAUGAUGAACCAGAAAACCAGACGCCUUUCAAAAAUGCCAGAUGAGGUGAGGGCUGAGAUUUCACCAUGGUUCAUUGAGAAGCAAGCAAUCAAAGAAGAAACCCUCGAAAAAAUUGAGAAAUUGGAUGAUAGUGCUAAAUAUGUGAACUCAGACUUAAAGCCCAAAAGGAGUGAUUUGGACAUGAAUCAUCAUGUAAACAAUGUCAAGUACGUACGAUGGAUGAUUGAGACCAUCCCUGACCAAUUUCUGGAGAAUCAUCAACUUUCCGGUAUUGUACUCGAAUACAGAAGAGAAUGUGGAAGUUCAGAUAGAGUCCAAUCCCUUUGUGAACCAUACAAAGAUGGAGUUGAUCAACAAGAUAAUAACAUUCUCGAGUGCAAUAGACCCAUAGGGUCCUUAUAUCAGGGGCCAUUCAGCUAUACACAUCUUCUCCAAACAAAAGGGUACACUAGAAAUGAAGAGAUUGUUAGAGGAAGAACAACAUGGAAGACAAAGCUCUCCACCAUGCCAUUUUCUACAUAUUGA
This is a messenger RNA of Ilex paraguariensis (yerba mate), 1206 nucleotides long. The record is from the annotation of a GenBank genome assembly. NCBI's taxonomy places the organism in Eukaryota, Viridiplantae, Streptophyta, Magnoliopsida, Aquifoliales, Aquifoliaceae.